AUAUAUAAUAUUGUAAACAGUGCUUUUUGUACAUUGCAGUGAUAUAAGUUCUAGUCCAGAUGGAAUCCAGCAUACUGAUGUUUUAAAAGCAGCUGACAUAACGAGGGGAAAGGAAAUAGUUGUCACAUUAAAAGCUCAUCAAUAAAUAACAUAUUUGGUUACAUUGAUGCAAUAUUGUCCCCAUCCUCAUAUCAAUGGGUAACAGAUUUAGGAUAAACCAUAUGUACACUUGCAUUCAAAUACUGCAUCACCUUGCUAAUGGAGGAAUAACAUACUAAACCUCACAGAACAGUUUACAAGAAGAAGAAGAAAGAAUACUAAGGAAUAUGCUUUUUUCUUAGGAUUUGCUGUAAUUGCUUUUUUCAAUUUUAGCGACUAGUCAGGUAUUUUCCAACUCUAUUCAUAUUUUGCAAAAGCCAGAAUUAGGGCUGUUGGUGUUUGCUGCCCACCCCUUGGGUUGGGGCCCAGGUUAGUCAUACAGAGAUCUGGUCCUAAAAUAUAGAUGACUUGAUCCCCCAGUAUACCAAUACAAUCUAGCUAAAAGUCUCUGAACUGGAAAAUAAUUAGUCUUUCAAAAGCAUCAAUACUGCAGGCCACCCAGACUGACAACAGUCUUAAAUAUGUUAAUCUACCUAAGUUUGUUUAGAUUGUUACUUUUUGGAGCUAUGAUUCUAAUCAGAAAGUGCAGAAAAUUGAUAAGGUUUAUGGUAAAGAAUGGCAUUAAUGCCUUCUGGCUCUACAAUCAAAACUACUUCAUUUCAUUGAUAGUUGAGUGUUCAAAACCACUGUCUCCAAUUUUCUUUUACAAUAUCCAUGAUAGAAGUUCAUCAUCUAUCUGGACUGUGAUUUUUUUUUUUCAAGUAAACAUCAAUUUGUGGGGAAAGAGAAUUUUCCCAAAUAUUAGGGAACCAGUUUGGUGUAGCAAUUAAGGUGCUAGCCUAGAAACGAGAUUGUGAGUUCUAGUCCCGUUUUAGCUAUGCUAACGCCUGGGUGACUUUUUGCCAGUCACUCUCAUGUGGUUGUUGUUGGGGGAAAAAUAGGAGGAAGGGGUAUCGAUAUAUUUGCCACUUUGAGUUGUAUAUUUUUUUAAAAAGACAAGAUAAAAAUCUAAAAAACAAUAGCUAUUUUUAAUAUUUUAAUAUUUUUUAUAAAUAUUAAAUUGCCUUGGUAUCUUCUAAACAUUAGCAAUGAAGUGCAUCAGAAUUUUCCCUGAAAUUUAUGUCAAAGAAUGAGAUCUGCUUUCCUUUAUGAGCAGGAAGAAAUAUUCUCAUUGUUCUCAGAAAUGUGAAAAAUAUAUUAUUUUAAAAUUAUACUUUUUUUAUCAUCCUCUGCAGAGUAUUGGGAAGGGGUCUUUGUGGUGUAUAGACCCAGAAUAUAGACAAAAUCUUAUCCAGGCUUUGAAAAAGACACCCUAUCACCCGUAUUCCCAUGUGUUCAGCACACCUCCAGCAUCUCCUCAGGCAUAUCAAAGCACAUCCAGUCCACCCAUUUGGCCAGGAAGCACCUUUAUCAAGAGAAAUGGAGCUCUUCUGCAAGAUCCUGACAUUGAUGCUGCCACUGCCAUGAUGCUUUUGAAUACUCCCCCUGAGAUACAAGCAGGUUUGCCACCUGGAGUGAUACAAAAUGGAGCUCGCAUUCUGAGUAGAGGAAUUUUCCCAGGAGUUAGACCACUGCCAAUAAACCCUAUUGGAAACAUGGCUGCAGCAGUAAGGAAUGGAAUAGCAAAUUGCCGAAUGAGGACAGAUAGCGAGCAGUCGUGUGGUUCUCCAUUGGUGAGUGGUGACCCAAAGGAGGAUCAUAACUAUAGCAGUGCCAAAUCUUCCAACCAUAGGAGCACAUCACCCACUAGUGAUUCUGUUUCCUCUUCUUCUGCUGAUGAUCAUUAUGAAUUUGUCUCAAAAGGCAACCGGGACAGUAGUGAGGGCAGCGAGGUCAAUUUCCAUAGCCACGAGAGCCAUAGUGAGGCAGAGGAUGAGAGCAAACGGCAAAACCGAAAAGAGACCAAGGAUUCUGUAGCUGAUAGCGGGGUCCCCUCUCAGCACAAGAAACGUCAGCAUUUAUUGAAGGCGAAAAAAGUACCGAGUGACACACUGCCUCUUAAAAAGAGACGCACAGAGAAACCACCGGAGAGUGAUGAUGAGGAGAUGAAAGAAGCUGCUGGAUCACUCCUGCAUUUGGCAGGAAUUCGAUCUUGUUUGAACAACAUCACCAAUCGGACGGCAAAGGGACAGAAAGAGCAAAAGGACAUGACGAAAAAUGAGAACAAAUCCAUUGACUGAACUUAUAAAACGAUUUUGUUUCAGCACGUCAGGUGAAUUCUA
Protobothrops mucrosquamatus (brown spotted pit viper) is the source of this 2321-nucleotide messenger RNA. RefSeq names its product forkhead box N3 (gene FOXN3). The record is from RefSeq and is a predicted model, not a curated record. The transcript is spliced from 5 exons. Gene Ontology annotation, biological process: regulation of DNA-templated transcription. Gene Ontology annotation, cellular component: nucleus. The coding region runs from base 1248 to 2279 and encodes 343 amino acids. Lineage: Eukaryota; Metazoa; Chordata; Lepidosauria; Squamata; Viperidae. Gene Ontology annotation, molecular function: DNA-binding transcription factor activity; cis-regulatory region sequence-specific DNA binding.